Messenger RNA from Odontomachus brunneus, 5276 nucleotides. RefSeq names its product brain tumor protein (gene brat). Gene Ontology annotation, molecular function: protein binding; zinc ion binding; translation repressor activity. The transcript has 3 exons. The record is from RefSeq and is a predicted model, not a curated record. The coding region runs from base 1516 to 4056 and encodes 846 amino acids. Gene Ontology annotation, biological process: negative regulation of translation. NCBI's taxonomy places the organism in Eukaryota, Metazoa, Arthropoda, Insecta, Hymenoptera, Formicidae.
ACCGUGGCGUCUCGACGCCGUGGCUCGACUCGGCCUCCGCCGUCGGAGCGUCGUCUCAGUUACCAACAGACCGCGCGAUCGUUCACAUCGUCGCCGCGAAGCGUGAGAGGGGAGAGAGAGAGAGAGAGAAAGUGGGAGAGAAAGAGUGUGUGAGAGAGAAAGAAAGGAGUGUGUAUAGCGUGUGCAUAUAUAUAUGUAUAUAUAUGCGCGCGAAAGAGAGCGAAAAGGAAGGAUCAAAAUAAUACGAAGGAAAGAGAGAGAGAGGAAUCGGGGGAGGAGGUACUGAGAGAGGAAGAGCGAAGGAAGGAAGGAAGGAAAAGGACGAGAGCGAACUAUGUUACGAGUCGUCGUCGUCGUCGUCGUCGUCGUGCCGCUCGGUCUCGCCUGAACAAAGAAAGAUUCUCCCUCGGUUCUCCACGUCGAGGGUCGUUUCCGAUCGACGAACCGUCGGGAUCCUUCCUCGGGCGUCUUCGGUGCGGCUCGUGCACUACGAGCGCGCACGAAGCGGUCAGUCACGUAGCAGCGGUCGAGCCGUGAGGAACAAAGGACGGCGGCAGGAUCAGUGCGAGAGAGACGAAGAGUGAGCGGAGCAACGAGAACGGUGUCCCGGCGUCGUGCGCGCGUUAUUCCCGGCAACGUUGACAACGCGAUCCCAGCGAAGGCCAGUGUGCUCAGGCCCAGAUCAAGCGAGAUCUCUCGACAAAUCCGGCAUUUCUCGCGCCGCCGAACGACGCGAUACAAUUUCCCGAAAGAAGAUACGAGUUUCGCGAUAAAGAGGUGAAAUCGCAACACGUUCGCACGAAGCCCGUCGCAUCCACGAUCCGUGUGUAUUGUGCGUUGUUUUUUGAUUUUUUUAUACUUUUCUAUCCCAACGAUCUCCAGUGUCGAAGAAGUGAAAGGGAAACGAGCGAGAGAGAUAGAGAAGAGAGCAAAAAAGGUGUGGUAACGUACCUGCUCGCGUCGGGCGUCCUCCGCAUUGUAAAGGACGCGAUUUGUGAGUGAAAAAGGGAUAGGCUGAUGUAUGGUCGAGAGUCGGUAGAGCGCUACGGUGAAAGAGAGACGGAGAAGGAAGCAGAUCCGGAUUUUCUGGCGGUAUAGAUACGAUUACCGGCGCGACACGAACCGGCGACCUAACCUAACGACGACGACGGCAACGGUCGAGAAGCGCGCGCGAGAAUCUGAGAGCAGGAUCUCGGGGCGCGUGAAAGGAAGAAAAGAGGAAAAGGAAGGCGACGGGACGAAAGUGAAAAGGGAACCGUGUGGUCGGCUCUUUUCCGGCUCCUCCUACGUUUAUUUGACAACGUCGUUGCUUUUGUGUGACAUGUGCCACAGAGUGAACUGCUACUGAAAGAAGAAACGGUAACCUUUGGCAGCACGCGGAUUAUCCUCGUAUUUACGAUUGGUACUGUUUUCAUCGUUUUGCAAAUUGAAUUAUUAGCGACUUUGUGAGUCACUGAUUACGUGAAGACAAAAACUCGUGGACAGGACUUUGUAUCGGAUGCCGGUUGACUGAAGAUGGCCUCGCCGACAGACUCGCUGGGAUCGCGCGCGAAUUCCAUCGGGUCCCUGAACUCGCUGUCCCCUUUAACGGUGAGCGGUAGUUCGCCGCCCGCGAGCGACUCGGCGAUCUGCGACGUCGACAGCUGCGACCUUUGCUUCGACGCACCGAAGUCGAGUGAGGGUUGCCCGCGUUGCCGUCUAGGAAGCACCGUCCGCUGCACCGGCUGCAAGUUCAACUCUGACUCCGACGCUGUUGCACAUUGUCUUGACUGCGCGAAUUUUCUCUGCUCACAUUGCGUUAUGGCGCAUCAAUUCAUGCACUGCUUCGAGGGUCACAGGAUAUCCACCCUUGAAUCCAAGCUGGAGACGGUAAGCGGUGGCAGUAGCUGCGGCACGACCACCACGACUACAGAAUUGUCCAAGUGCACCAACGGCAGCAACGCUGGCAGCGGCGGCGGUGGCGGUGGUGGCGGAGGUGGCGGCGGCGGCGGCGGUAGCGGCGGCGGUGGUGGUGGCAAUGGCAACAAUGGCGGUAACGGCGGUAGCAACAAUCUAGUAAUAAACGGCAACGGUAACAAUGGCGGCAGUGCCGAGAAGAUACACUAUUGUUCGCGACACAAGCAAGAGGUGCUCAAGUAUUUCUGCCGCAGCUGUACCACCCUGGCCUGCAAAGAGUGCUCGUUAACCGACCACACGGGACCUCUGCACGACUGCGGCCAUGUCUCGGAAGUGGGCCCGCAGCAGCUGGAAACGGUGGUACGGCUCGUUCAAGAGUGCCGCGCGAAGGCGGCGGAUGCGCGCGCAUCCAUCAAAGCGGCGGAUCAGAACUCGGCGCAUCUGCAGAAGCAAUACCAAAAGGCGCAGAGCGAGAUCAACGAGACCUUCCUGUUUUAUCGAUCGAUGCUGGAUGAACGUAAACAAGAGCUGCUGAAAGAACUCGAGUCGGUGUUCUCGUCGAAGCAGCUCUCCCUCAACAUGAUCACGCAGAAAGCCAACGAGAUGUCCGACAAGAUCCUGCAGACCUGCGACUUCGUCGAGCGCGUCACCAAGUACGCGCAUAUAAUCGAGGUGCUGAUGAUCAAGAAGAUCCUCGACUCGAAGCUGCAACAACUGCUCAAUUACACGCCCGACAUCGCCAGCCAGAGCGCGGAUUUCGAGUUCGUGAGCAACUACCAGGCGAUACAGGUGGGCGUGAGGAACACCUUUGGUUAUGUGCGAAGUAACAGCGAGAGCAACGCCGGUCCGAUCGGCAAGCAGCCACCAAUCGCGCGGCCCACCGCGCUCUCGAGCAACGGCAUCGGCAGCGGCAGUAGCAUCAGCAACGGGCCGGGCAGCGCGAGUUCAUUGGGUGGCCUCUUACUGGAUCGGUCCUACAGCAACGGCCUGAUCUCGUCGAGCUUGAGCUGCGGCUCGUCCUCGUCGCCAUCGUCGAUCGACACCAUCAGCACCGUCAUUACCAAACGGUUCAGUUCGGCCAACAGCCUCGGCCCAUUCUCCACACCGAUCAGCGACGUGAGCCUCAACGGGAUGAACGCGAACUCGUACGAGAAGUGGAGCAACGGUGGUAGCGACGGUUAUCCGGUAGUAACGACUAACGACCACUUCGCGAUGCCCACGGCGGUGGCCGUGGCGGCAAACGCGGCACCCGGCGAAUCCGUCCUCGAUCUCACAUCGAAGUUGAUGUCCGCGACUGCGAUAUUCCCGCCCAAGUCGCAGAUCAAACGGAACAAGAUGAUCUAUCAUUGCAAAUUCGGCGAAUUUGGCGUGAUGGAAGGUCAAUUCACGGAGCCGUCGGGGGUCGCGGUGAACGCGCAGAACGAUAUCAUCGUUGCCGACACCAACAACCAUCGCAUCCAGAUCUUCGACAAGGAAGGCAGGUUUAAGUUUCAGUUUGGUGAGUGUGGCAAACGAGAUGGUCAGCUGCUCUAUCCUAAUCGUGUCGCUGUCGUUAAGACGUCCGGCGACAUCAUAGUUACCGAACGCUCGCCCACCCAUCAGAUACAGAUCUACAACCAAUAUGGCCAGUUCGUGCGCAAGUUCGGCGCGAACAUUCUGCAGCACCCACGCGGCGUCACAGUCGACUCUAAGGGACGAAUCGUGGUGGUGGAGUGCAAAGUGAUGCGCGUCAUCAUCUUCGACCAGUCCGGCAACGUGCUGCAGAAAUUCGGCUGCUCGAAGCACCUUGAGUUCCCGAACGGCGUCGUGGUGAACGACAAGCAAGAGAUCUUCAUCAGUGACAAUCGCGCGCAUUGCGUCAAAGUCUUCAAUUACGACGGUGCUUAUCUUCGCCAGAUCGGUGGUGAAGGUGUCACCAAUUACCCGAUUGGUGUGGGCAUCAACGGCGUGGGUGAGAUACUGAUAGCGGACAAUCAUAAUAACUUCAAUCUGACGAUCUUCACGCAAGAGGGUCAGCUGGUGUCCGCCCUCGAAAGCAAAGUAAAGCACGCGCAAUGUUUCGACGUGGCUCUCAUGGACGACGGCUCGGUCGUAUUGGCCAGCAAGGACUAUCGGCUGUACAUAUACCGCUACGUGCAAGUGCCGCCGAUUGGUAUGUAGACCAACGAUGCGUCGCGACGACGGCGAUGAUCUCUGUGCCCCGACGCCGACGCUCCUAAUAAUCAUGCCAUCCUCGCCGUUCCUCUUUGUCGUUGGGCGGCCAUGGGAUCGUCAUCAUCAGCAGCACGAUCUCCUCGUCGAUCUUUCUUUUCACUGACGCUCGUCUGUCUUCUACUUAUCCUACUCCACCAACAAUGCUCGUGCGCUCAGCUCACCAUCACCAUCGUCGUCACCGUCAUCUGCCCAUCGCCCUCUUCUUCAUCCGCCCCACCCAUCAUCACCGACAACACCAGCAGACGUUUCAUCAACCACCGACUAUGAGGAGAGAGAGAAAGAAAGGGAGGGAAAGAGAGAAACGCGCGUUACGACGCGCAAGACAUUGAGUGUGUAUCGUGUCUUCGCGGCAAGAGCGGAGAGAUAAGAAGAGUUAGAGAGCAAGAGAGAGAGCCUUCUCGCGCCGGAGGAACUUCCCAAGCCGCUCCUGUGUACUUCUGGCGAACUACGGACAUCAUCGAUGGUAUGCGAGAAAGCACCGCGUGCGCUCCUCUUCGAUAUACGCACCCUCCUCGCGAGUCUCCGCGAGUGCUCUUCUUCUUUGUGCCGUGCGCCCGCGUCACAUGGCCCCAACGACGUGGGUGACGCGUCCUCGCGACGUUGGAUCUCGAAGAGCCGCGAUGAAAGAAAGAGUGAGAGAGAGAGAGAGAGAGAGAGAGAGAGAGAAAGAGAGAGAGAGAGGACGUAAAUCACAGAGCCCUGGUCCCAACUAUUCGCGCGCUCGCGUGCGUGCGCACCUUUCUUCGCGCGUAUGCGCCCCAAUAUGCGCGUGCGCACAAAAAAAAAGAAACUUACUUGUUAAUGUUGUUAAUACUGAAAAUACUGUUGUUGUUGUUUAGUUGUAGAGCUCGCCGCCGCUAGUCACUUCCCUCUCGCCUUGCCUCCCUUCGCUCCUCCUCCCUUCGCAUACGUACACGUACACACACAUACACGCUCAUAUCCACACAACUUUCAUACUCCCAUCUGCCCCAGUUUCGCACUAACUAACCAACGAUCUUCUCUCUCUGAGACACCUUCGAUUCGACAAUCAACACCGAGAGGCGCGUUUCCAUUCGUCGCGAAGCACCCUCGGCAGUCGAAAUUUUCGCUUUCGGCCGCCCUCGUCGCUCGCACGUACACGUGCGCUCUGGUCUUGGAAUCAUCAGCGCAGAGUUCAACUCCCUUCC